UAGACUAGACUAGAAGAAGCUAGAAAAUAGAACCUACAAGUAGAAGUGGUCAAGCAAGCAGAGACUAGUAGAGACUCACUAGAGGAGCAGCAACAGCAGCCUCUGUAAAAGUAUAGUAGACGAAAAAGGAAAGAAAAGAAAAAACACAAAAGAUGGCAGCCUCCAUGAUAGUGAGCCUGAAGAAGGCCCCCUUCACGAUCGAGAGAUCGCCGGUCAGGGGGCUGCCUUCUCUGGGAAGGACUUCCUCCCUCAAGGUGCAGGCCGGCAGUGGCACGAAGAUCAAGACUGACAAGCCUUAUGGGAUCAAUGGAGGCUUGAACCUCAAGGACGGCGUGGAUGCGUCCGGCAGGAAGCAAAAGGGAAAGGGUGUGUACCAAUUCGUUGACAAGUAUGGUGCUAAUGUCGAUGGGUACAGUCCCAUCUAUAACCCGGAUGAGUGGUCCCCAAGUGGCGAUGUCUAUGCUGGUGUUAAGUAGUAAAUCUCUCCUAUUUCUAAGGAACAACGGGAUUGGCGAUAUGGGCGGUUACUAUGCUGGGUCUGCUUGCUGGGGGAGCUCUUCUCGUCUAUAACACCAGUGCCUUGAGUCAGUAGGAUAAGAUGUACCUCAUCCCGAUGACUCCUUCCUCUCUUAAUA
Molecule: messenger RNA, 635 nt
Organism: Punica granatum (pomegranate)
Lineage: Eukaryota; Viridiplantae; Streptophyta; Magnoliopsida; Myrtales; Lythraceae
Source: RefSeq, a predicted model, not a curated record